ACUCACUAAAGAAAGAAAGAAGAACUCACAGUUUGUUUAGAUGUUCAGCUGCUGCGUCUUUAAUACAUUUCUGUCACUUCUCUGUUUCUAUUCUUGAUGAUUUCCUCUCUUUCAUGACAGCAAACCAAACGUUUUCUCUUUGUUUUGACAAGAGCUUUAAAUAUCCUGUUUCAGGAGUCUUAUUGAGUUUUUGUGUUGAGAUGUUGAAGAUGAGUUUGCAGGUGGAUUUGAUGUGCUGUAAAUCAGUAGGAACUGAUCUGUCCAUGCUGGAUAUUGAUGAUUUGAUGACAGAAAUCUCUCAGCUGAAGAAAGAGGUGGCGUUACUGGAGGCAAAGCUGAGGGAAAGAGGAGAUCCACUGAACGGAGAGGAGCUGGAGAAGGUUUCCUGUCAAUCUUCAGUGUGUGUGACUGAUGGGACCUCCACAGAAUGUCAGGAUUCAGUGUGGAGCGUCAGAGAUCAGAGAUCCAGAGACACACAGGACUCAGAGCUCAGCCUCACUUUACUCUGUUAUACUGACGCUCAGGAGAGUGUGUGUGACAGUAAUCAGGGUGAUCAAACCUCCACAGAGUCUCUGGCUUCUGUCUGUAACGCUGGAGAACAGCAGAUGCUGCAGAUACCAUUGAAGAUGUGUUCAGUGAAGCUGCUGGACUGCAGGAACCUGAUGGAGAUGAGAGGAGAAACCACAGCAGAGGAACAGCAUGAUGAUCACCAUGAAGAUGAGGAGGAGGAUGAUGAGGAUGUUGUUCAACAUGAUGAUCACCAUGAAGAUGUUAUUCAACAUGACAAUUAUGAUGAAGAUGAUGAGGAUGUUUUUCAACAUGAUGAUGAAGAUAAUGAUGACAGUCACUAUUAUGAGGAGAUGGAGGAUGGUAUUCAACAUGAUGAUCAUGAUGAGGAAGAGGAGGAGGAGAUUGAUAUUCCUUCAGAUGCAAAUAGAGGUUCAUGCUCCGAUGAAGAAACAGCUUCUACAUCAAAAGAGUGUCUGUCAGCACAGAGUCUUUCCUGCAUCACCUGUGAGAAGACAUUCAGUUUACAGGAACAUUUUAUGAGAUAUGAGGGAAAAGACACAGAGCAGAAACUCUACACCUGCAGGACAUGUGGAAGCAGCUUUUCUACCUCAAAAGAGAGGAACCGUCAUUCAAAAGUGCACAGACCACAGAAGGAGUUCCCCUGUGAUCAGUGCGGGAAGGUGUUCUUUGUUGGUUACGUCCUAAAAGCUCACAUGAAGACACACAGUGAUGAAAAGCCUUUUCAAUGCAGUGAGUGUGGCAAAUGUUUCAAAACUAAAAAAAGUCUUGUUGCCCAUAAGAGAAUACACACAGGGGAGAAACCGUACAAGUGUCCUCACUGUGAGAAGAGAUUCAACCACAAUCCUCAUCUGAAGAAACAUGUCCGUGUGCACACCAAUGAGAGGCCGUAUCAGUGCAGUGAAUGUGGGAAAACAUUUGCACGAAUAGAUUCUCUAAAGUCACACAAAGAAUUACAUUCUGAGGAGAAACUCUAUCAAUGCUCACACUGUGAUAAACGUUUCCAUCAAAAAACGAAUCUGAUGCGUCAUGAGAGAAGGCACUCUGGAGAGAAACCUUACCUCUGCUCUCAGUGUGGAAAGAGCUUUUUUACUCGAGGUCAGUUGAGUUAUCAUGUGAGAGUGCACACGGGAGAAAAACCUUAUAACUGUAGUGUUUGUGGGAAGAGUUUCAGUCAUCACUCUAAUUUAGUGAUGCACCAGAGGACACAUACUGGAGAAAAACCGUACAAAUGCACUCAGUGUGACAAAACGUUUGCUCAUCCAGCUAGCUUGAAAAAUCAUCAGAGAGUGCACACAGGAGAGAAACCUUACAGCUGCUCCAUCUGCGGGGAGAGAUUCACUUAUAUAGGAAGUUUUCACACUCACAAGAAGAAACAUGCUAAAGAACAAGCUGUCCUGGAAUCAUCAUAGCAUCUUUUCAUGGCUCAAGGUGUGAAAAGUUUUCAGUUCAAUCAUUAUAUUGAAUAUUGAUGAACAUUCUUAAUCAAAUUAAGCAAUAUCGUGGGUAUCACCAUGAUUUUAAUGCACUUUUUAUUUGGUGACUUUGGGUCCCUUUCCUAAACAGCAUGUCAUUAGACUAAUUUCAUAAUCUUUCAGGCAUGCACAAUUAUUUAACAAAGUUAUUACUUAAUGUUUGGAAAUGUUAUUAUUUAUGAUGUGAAAGUGUAUCAGAAAAUGUAGAAAGUAAUUCCAAAUAUUUUGUAGAUAUUUUCAAUUGAAUAAUUUGGCAAAUUGGGACCGUAUACCAAGACAUUUAAAAAAUAAUUAAGAGUUUAUUAUGAACUUUCAUACAGUAGCAAUAAUAAUGGUUUAAAGGCAGUGCAAUGAAUAAUGCAAUGUAUGUGCAUGUAAUGAAAGAAAAAUUAAAGUCUUUAUUCCAAUAUUAAUGUAGCAUAAAUAUGAAACAAAUUAAUGUCUCUUUUUUCCCCUUUUUUGAUGAUUUGUUUUAGUUUAGCACCUUUUGUAUUGUGGAUGUGCAUGCUUUGAGGUUUUAUAAUUGUCUUCAAGCCUAUUUAUUGUUCCAAACAAGAUUAUAAUUUAUUCAGGUAUUGAACUUUAUCUAUUUUUCAGUGGGAAUUUUUCCUGUCUUUAGUAUAUUUAAAAAAUUACAAUGUUUAUCUGAAUGGAUAUUUAAAGGAGAAAUAACUACUUGAAUUUUAAUUUUUAAUUAAACACAUGGAUCUGUCAAUCCUUGUGUAAACAUAUGCUGCAAACUAAAUAAAUACAACUAAAAUGCAAAAAGUAAAUAUAAAUAGUGUUUCAGAUUGAAUAUUUGUCCCACUUUACCAGUUUUGCCUGGAAAAAAAACGAGGUUUGUUUAAUAAAGAGUGCUGAAUUGACGCAACGUGCACUUGGUUAAAAUUUCAUAUCUUUUGUUUUAUGGAAAUGUACAUAGAAAUGCAUGUAUCAAAUACAAUAUGCCAGGCUUUUGAGGCACAUCUCUCAAUCAAUUACAUUCCAUUUAU
This is a messenger RNA of Xyrauchen texanus (razorback sucker), 2995 nucleotides long. RefSeq names its product zinc finger protein 25-like. The transcript is spliced from 3 exons. Gene Ontology annotation, biological process: regulation of transcription by RNA polymerase II. The record is from RefSeq and is a predicted model, not a curated record. The coding region runs from base 114 to 1940 and encodes 608 amino acids. NCBI's taxonomy places the organism in Eukaryota, Metazoa, Chordata, Actinopteri, Cypriniformes, Catostomidae. Gene Ontology annotation, molecular function: RNA polymerase II cis-regulatory region sequence-specific DNA binding; DNA-binding transcription factor activity, RNA polymerase II-specific. Gene Ontology annotation, cellular component: nucleus.